This is a messenger RNA of Suncus etruscus (white-toothed pygmy shrew), 4188 nucleotides long. It is a transcript of the gene WDR11, whose product is annotated as WD repeat domain 11. The coding region runs from base 18 to 3662 and encodes 1214 amino acids. Gene Ontology annotation, cellular component: cytoplasm. The record is from RefSeq and is a predicted model, not a curated record. Gene Ontology annotation, molecular function: protein binding. The transcript is spliced from 29 exons. NCBI's taxonomy places the organism in Eukaryota, Metazoa, Chordata, Mammalia, Eulipotyphla, Soricidae.
CCUGAGUGGCCGCCGCGAUGCUCCCCUGCACCGUGAACUUCAAGGUGUCGGCGCGGACGCUCACCGGGGCGCUGCACGCGCACAACCGGACGGCGGUGGACUGGGGCUGGCAAGGUUUGAUUGCAUAUGGAUGCCAUUCGCUUGUGGUAGUGGUUGAUUCCAAUACUGCCCAGACGCUGCAAGUUUUAGAAAAACAUAAAGCUGAUGUCGUCAAGGUGAAAUGGGCCCGGGAAAACUAUCACCAUAACCUCGGCUCACCAUACGCCUUGCGCUUAGCUUCUGCUGAUGUCAGUGGAAAGAUCAUCGUGUGGGAUGUUGUCACGGGUCUGGCUCAGUGUGAGAUCCAGGAGCAUGUCAAGCCCAUUCAAGACCUACAAUGGUUGUGGAAUCAAGAUGCGUCCCGAGACUUGCUGCUUGCCAUCCACCCACCCAACUACAUCGUGCUCUGGAACGCAGAUACUGGCACCAAGCUCUGGAAGAAGAGCUAUGCGGACAACAUCCUGUCCUUCUCCUUCGAUCCUUUCGACCCUUCACAUUUAACUCUCCUCACCAGCGAGGGCAUCGUGUUCAUCUCGGAUUUCUCCCCAUCCAAGCCUCCUGCUGGCCCUGGGAAGAAAGUUUAUAUUUCCAGCCCACAUUCGAGUCCCGCACACAACAAGCCGGCAGCAGCCACAGGGGCCAAGAAGGCACUGAAUAAAGUCAAGAUCUUAAUCACGCAAGAGAAACCGAGUGCUGAGUUCAUGACACUCAAUGAUUGCCUUCAGCUGGCCUAUCUGCCUUCCAAAAGGAAUCACAUGCUCCUGCUCUAUCCUCGGGAAAUUUUGAUCCUUGACCUUGAGGUCAAUCAGACAGUGGGUGUGAUCGCAAUAGAACGAACUGGAAUUCCCUUUCUGCAGGUAAUACCCUGCUUCCAACGUGAUGGUAUAUUUUGCCUACAUGAAAAUGGCUGUAUAACCUUACGUGUUCGAAGAUCUUAUAGUAAUAUUUUCACCUCUUCAAAUGAGGAACCAGACCCAGACCCUGUCCAGGAGCUGACCUAUGACCUCCGAAGUCAGUGUGAUGCCAUCAGGGUGACCAAAACUGUGCGGCCCUUCAGCGCCGUGUGCUGCCCUGUCAACGAGAAUGCGGCUGCACUCCUGGUGAGCGACGGUAGAGUCAUGAUCUGGGAGCUCAAGUCUACUGCGUGGGACCGAAGUGCCCGCAGCUGUACCUCUGGCAUGUCCCCUCUCUACUCUCCAGUGUCCUUCUGUGGGAUCCCUGGGGGCACGCUCCAGAGCAGGCUCCCUGACCUCUCCCUGGACAACAUGAUCGGGCAGAGUGCAGUUGCGGGGGACGAGCACCCCAAAAGCCCUGUCCUACAGGAGGUUCAGCUCAAGUUCCUGCUCACUGGGUUGCUCUCAGGAUUGCCACCGCCACAGUUUGCCAUCCGGAUGUGCCCACCACUGACCACCAAAAACAUCAAGAUGUACCAGCCGCUGCUCGCUGUGGGCACAAGUAAUGGCUCAGUGCUGGUAUACCACCUCAUUAGCGGCCUGCUGCAUAAGGAGCUCAGUGUGCACUCGUGCGAGGUCAGAGGCAUUGAAUGGACGAGCUUGACUGGGUUUCUAUCCUUUGCAACAUCAACGCCCAACAACAUGGGAUUAGUGAGAAAUGAGCUUCAGCUGGUUGACCUUCCAACAGGUCGGAGUGUUGCUUUCCGGGGUGAACGAGGCAGCGACGAGUCACCCAUCGAAAUGAUCAAAGUGUCUCAUUUAAAGCAAUAUUUGGCCAUUGUAUUCAAAGAUAAACCCCUGGAGUUAUGGGAUGUUAGAACGUGUACCAUUCUUCGAGAAAUGUCCAAAAACUUCCCUGCCAUAACUGCUUUGGAAUGGUCGCCUUCACACAAUCUGAAGAGCCUGAAAAAGAAGCAGCUGGCUACACGCGAGGCCAUGGCCCGCCAGACUGUGGUCUCGGACACAGAGCAGAGUGCGGUGGAGUCAUCCGUGAUCAGUUUGUUACAGGAGGCGGAAAGUAAGUCGGAGCUGAGCCAGAACAUCUCUGCCCGGGAGCACUUCGUGUUCACUGACAAUGAUGGCCAAGUGUAUCACCUGACAGUAGAGGGGAAUUCGGUCAGAGACAGUGCCCGAAUACCGCCUGACGGCAGCAUGGGCAGCAUCUCCUGUAUCGCCUGGAAGGGAGACACUUUGGUUCUUGGUGACAUGGACGGGAACUUAAACUUCUGGGACCUGAAAGGCAGAAUCUCCAGGGGGAUUCCAACUCAGCGGAGCUGGGUGAGGAAGAUUCGUUUUGCCCCCGGCAAAGGCAACCAGAAAUUAAUAGCAAUGUACAGCGAUGGCGCAGAAGUGUGGGACACCAAGGAGGUGCAAAUGGUGAGUAGUUUGAGGAGUGGCCGCAACAUCACCUUCCGGAUCCUUGAUGUGGACUGGUGCACCUCAGACAAGGUCAUCUUGGCCACUGACGAUGGCUGCAUCCGCGUGCUAGACAUGUCCAUGAAGAGCACCUGUUUCCGCAUGGAUGAGCAGCAGCUCAUGGAACCUUUGUGGUGCCCCUACCUCCUGGUGCCCAGGGCCGCACUGGCGUUGAAAGCCUUCCUGCUGCACCAGCCAUGGGCUGGGCAACAUACUCUGGACAUCGCACAGAUUGAUUAUCCAGAAAAUGAAGAAAUCAAAACCAUCGUUCAAGAACAGCUGAAUUCUUUGUCCAAUGAUAUCAAGAAGCUCUUGCUGGAUCCAGAAUUCACGCUUCUACAGAGGUGCUUGCUGGUGUCGAGGCUAUAUGGUGAUGAGUCAGAGCUGCACUUCUGGACGGUGGCUUCCCACUACCUGCACAGCCUGUCACAGGAGAAGGCACCCACAGAAUUGGGCCAAACCAACGACCCCCUGGACAUCUGCUAUGACAUCCUCUGUGAAAACACCUAUUUUCAGAAAUUUCAGUUGGAAAGAGUUAACCUCCAGGAAGCAAAACGGUCAACGUAUGAUCAUACGAGAAAAUGUACAGAUCAGCUGCUCCUUCUUGGCCAGACCGACCGAGCAGUGCAGUUGCUGCUGGAGACCAGCGCUGAGAACCCGCACUAUUACUGCGACUCCCUAAAGGCCUGUCUGGUCACCACCGUCACCUCGUCUGGCCCCUCCCAGAGCACCAUCAAGCUUGUGGCCACAAACAUGAUCGCCAGUGGCAAGCUGGCAGAGGGGGUGCAGCUGCUCUGCCUCAUCAACAAGGCAGCAGAUGCCUGCCGCUACCUGCAAACCUAUGGUGAAUGGAACCGUGCCGCCUGGCUGGCCAAGGUUCGGCUCAGCCCUGAGGAGUGUGCCGACGUCCUGAAGCGCUGGGUCGACCACCUCUGCUCACCUCAGGUCAACCAGAAGUCCAAGGCUGUGCUGGUCCUGCUGUCCCUUGGCUGCUUCUCCAGCGUGGCUGAGACGCUUCACAGCAUGAGGUACUUUGACCGGGCGGCCCUGUUCGUGGAAGCCUGUCUCCAGUAUGGUGCCCUCCCGCCCAGCGAUGAGACCCAGAAACUCGUUUCUGCCAUCUAUGCAGAUUAUGCCCGGAGCCUGAAGAACCUAGGCUUCCGGCAGGGGGCUCUGCUCUUCGCGUCCAAAGCAGGGCCAGCGGGCAGGGACUUGGUGACCGAGCUGGAAGCCCUCAAGCAGGAGAAAGAAUGACAUUGUGGAAGUUGGGGAUGGGGGUGGUCACUAUGGUGCCAGUGACACGGUCCCUGUGGGUGCUCCCAGGUGAGGUCUGCAGUGGUCCAUGGGCUCCGUGAAUGAGGCCGCUGCAGGGAGCCUGGGAGACCCUUGGGCACUUGUGUCUUCUGACUCUUCAAUGACAGCAACUUGGCUGCUUUUCCUGUGGACCAAAGGGAUGGAGGCUUCUCUGCUACAGUGACUGACUCAGCAGAUCCUUUCUUCGGAGGUGGGAGUGGAGCUGCCUUGGUUCCAUGGCGCAGGGCGGCCUCCUUCCUUUUUGAAGUCUCUCUGUCUCUCUAUUUUUGCAUCUUUAUGUUCCUACAGAGGUUGCCUCCCUUUUUGAAGUCUGUCUCUGUCUCUCAAUGUUUGUGUCUUUAUGUUCCUCCAGUGCCUGACGUCAGAGAUGUGCACCCCACCUCCACCCCCCAUCAAGGCUCAGGCCAGGAUUAAUAUCCACCACUCACAGAGGCAUUUGGGGAAUAAAAAUCAGAAAGUUCCACCA